Hippoglossus stenolepis (Pacific halibut) is the source of this 1151-nucleotide messenger RNA. It is a transcript of the gene tmem107l, whose product is annotated as transmembrane protein 107 like. Gene Ontology annotation, biological process: non-motile cilium assembly; protein localization to ciliary transition zone. Gene Ontology annotation, cellular component: MKS complex. NCBI's taxonomy places the organism in Eukaryota, Metazoa, Chordata, Actinopteri, Pleuronectiformes, Pleuronectidae. Bases 383 to 805 code for a protein of 140 amino acids. The record is from RefSeq and is a predicted model, not a curated record. The transcript is spliced from 5 exons.
CUUUGGAUAUUAGUUGUUCAACCCGGGAAGUUUUCACGAAUGGACCGACUCGGCGGUUGUUGUGGCAACCGUCUUUUAGCGUGAAUAGCAACAACGUGAACAUCGUAUGUAUGGUCGUUAGUUAAGGAAGCGAAUCGUUAGAUAAAAAAUAGUUUAUCUACGUUUAACUCGCGUUUAACUCCGACCCAUGUUGUUGUGUUCGUUCGGGAUACAGUUAGCUAGAUCUCGCACUGUGGCUAAGAGCUACUGUACAUUAGCCGAACACGGGAAGUGGUGCAGCAGCGAGACUCUACUGCAGGAAACAGUGGGAUGAGAAUAAUCUCUGCUUUGCUAGUUUCAUGUUGUAUUGAGUGUAAACUGAGAAGCUAGUAGCAGUGUUAGCAUGUCGGCUGUUAGCAGUCUCGUCCCUGCACGGUUUCUCACCAUCAUAGCUCAUCUUGUCAUCGUUAUCACCAUCUUCUGGUCAAGGGAAAACAAUGUAAAGGCCUGUUUGCCUUUGGAUUUCACGCAAGAGCAAUAUGACACUGAAGACAGAAACUUGGUGGUGGGACUGGCCGUCACCCUCGGGCUGUUUGCCAUCGAGCUGGCUGGAUUCUUCUCAGGGGUUUCCAUGUUCAACUGCAGCCAAGGUCUCCUGUCAACAGGAGUCCAUGCCAGUGCCUCAGUGGCUCUGCUUUUCUUUCUUUUUGAGCAGUGGGAGUGUGAAAUCUACUGGUGGAUCCUUGCCAUUUGCAGCGUGUUACCUGCGUUUGUGGAGAUUCUUCUGUUUGUAGCUGUUUUUGGUCUGAAGAAGAAGCCACUAUGAAAGACGAUCCAGAUGUGAAGUGCUACGAAAUACAGUCCACAUCUGUCUCAAUGAGUCAAAAGCAAAACCAAGAAAUACCAAUGGAAUAUACAAGCCACUCUAUCUGCAACAUUUGUAUUUUUUGUAUUUUGAAUGAAAUAGAUGCAGAGUGUUUAUUUUUAAAAAUGUUUCAGUCAUUAGGUUAGAAAGGAUUUGUGAGAAAGUCAGUUGUAGCUUUUGUAACUUUGUGGAGAAAUGAAUACUUAUUUGUAAAUAACAAUUAAUCUCUUUGUUUGUCAAAUUUCUGUGUAAAAUCUUAGAAUGCUAUUUUCAUUCCAAAUAUACUUUGUACAAGUUCUUUCUUAAA